AUGGUUUUAAUAAAUUUUGUGCAACCGCUUUUAGAAAGUUUUCCUAAAUUCGUUAUCGAAAAGCAAUCAAGUCCUAGUUAUGUGAAAAUGUACACAGGGAACAAUAAAGAUAUUGUAUUGGUUUAUUCUAAAGCGAAACAGUCGAGUGCUACGGACUCAAGGGGAAGAAAUAUUAAAGAAUCAGAUGAUUUAGAACUUACUGGUUCUCCUUUGAAGCUGGAUCUAAGUUUACAUACAAUAUUAGAUGAAACUCUACUUCCUGAUGAACCACAGGAAGUUGCAAACCUUUAUAGCAAAAGCUUAUCUCAAACAAAUAAAGAAGAAGUGACACCUAUGUGGGUACUUUGUAAUCCAUCAUCUACGGGCAAACCCAUAUUGUUAACAGUACAAUCUGAUGAGAAUCAUUUUAAUAGAGGGCUUGUUACAUAUGAAGGUUGUAUGACAUUAGAAGAGGUGGAUGUCGAGAAAAUAAUUGAAGAUUAUGCAGCUAAAGAAGGAUUAGAAGAGGAAUCUGUGGCAAUGUCAGUUGACUGUAAAUAUGUGCUAUCAGGUAUAACAUACGGGUCUUUAAAUGCAGAUGAGCUUUUGAAUGCUCCACAUGGAGGAGUCACUGAGUUACUAUGCACAUGGUCUGUUAAGACAUUACUCACUCCAUAUAUAAGCUGCAAAGUGAACUAUUCUCAAGAAGUUAUAGUUGGGCAUUUGGCAAGUCCAUGUAAUGCUAUUUGGAAAUCGGUCAGUGCUCUACACAAUAUCAAUCAGCUUCUGGUUGAAAUGACUGCAGCAGGUUUCAGUUCUAUCAACUUAGAAUCAGCUGUGAUAAGAUACACAGUGCAAGGCAUGAAGCAAUCCAAUGUAACAAACCGUCUGAACGAACUGCUGAAUGAAACUGAGACAUAUACAUAUACUGCAGAAUGCCCUGCUGGCGGAUGCAUCUGUAUCACAGAAGACACUAAUACCUUAAAGCAGUGUCUGUCCUCUAUGUGCGCUAAUGGCUCUAGUAAUGACUUUACAUAUAAACUUUGGGAUAUUUUGAGAGAUUGCGAAACAGCAGAAGAAUUAAUCACGUUACUCCUGCAAGCAUUAAAGUUUGUGUCCUCUGGAAAAAUACGACCUUUUAUAGAUGUAAAUAACAAAACCUUUUUGUCGAAGCUGGUGUUAAAACUGUCGCGAGGUCACUCUCAGACGUCGAAAGUAUUGAAAAAUUUACGAUCCAGUCCUCCACAAGCAAUUUCUCUCGUCGCUCAAGUGGGCAUGGAGAAAACUAUGUGGGAGUAUACCCGAGUCAUGUCACUUCUAGAACAUUCCUUCUAUAUAACUGGAAUUUGGAACACAGAUGCGAGGACACACGAGUCAAUAGAACAAAUAAACCAGACAAUACAGGAUAUGACUAUGGGUGGUGACUUCACCCUCAACCCAUUUGAGAGCCUCACAACAGGAGAGCAUUCGAUACGUCUCGACUCAGAAUCGUUCUGUGCAGAAGAUCCCAAUGAGCUUACUGUUGACGAUUUUGCUUCUCUAAAGAAACAUGGAUUAGUGAGCGAGAAGAAAGAUGUCAAUGAGGUGCCGCUAAUAGCUGACGAAAUAGACAUCAGCCCGUGGAAGAACCUCCUCAUGAAGUUUGCCCAAGUGCAUGCGUGCUUGGAGCAUUUAUAUCGCGCCGAGAGUUGUCUGAGAGCUGAUUUUGCGCAACUGAAGCCAAUUGCGUCGAAGUUGUUACAAUUAUACGUGUCGGAGAAGUCGCCGGUCAGGACAGUCGGUCAGUUGAUGAGUGAUCCGGUUCAGAGUAUUUGCAUUCCAAUUACGAAUACCAUCGUUCAGGACCACUUAAAAAAACCUGCGUUUUGGUACCGUAUGGAAGUGAGCAGAAAAGAAAAUUCACAGGAUUCGGGCCUCAAUAGAGACGCGAAAAUAGUCUAUGUAUUUUCACAGACACCCGUUUUCCCCCCACCGGUUUGGCAACAUUUAGAGUCCUCGCCAGAAGAAACGGCAGAAGUAACAACGAUUGAGGAAGAAUUGAAAUUCCACUGCACCAAAUAUAUGUACAUAAGCAAUAAAUUAACUAGAAUUUUAGAUAUUAAGGAUUAG
Parnassius apollo (apollo) is the source of this 2088-nucleotide messenger RNA. Lineage: Eukaryota; Metazoa; Arthropoda; Insecta; Lepidoptera; Papilionidae. The record is from the annotation of a GenBank genome assembly.